AUGCCACUCUACCUCAUUGCUGUCUCUUCCUCGUCUCGCCUCCUCGCGCUAGCCCGUCCCGCUGUCCAACGCCUCUGGCAAGAAGUCCAAUGCGCCUCUACGAGCGCCUCUGCCGUCUGGACGUCUGAGACUGAGCCUGCCAUCUCCGACGUCGGCGGCCCGUGGCGCAACAUCAACGAGGAAUCCGGCCAGCACGGGUACAAAGAGGGGUACCCGGAGAAUCCCCAGCUGAGGAAACGUAGUGUCGCUCAAGAGGCCCAGCGCACGUCAGUCGCGCUGCAGCUCGCGGCGGCGGAAGAGAUUGCGACCGAGCUCAGGCUCGCCGCGGCGUCGGAGGACGCCGCCGCUGUGCCACCGGUGAUUGAGCUUGAGGUCGGCGGCCGCCCGGUCCCGAGCACCGCCAACUGCACCAAGGAAUCGAGAACGACUCCCCUUGCCGACCAGCUGCGCGAGUACAAGGAGGAGUCUGUGGAGGGCAAGCCGAAUAUGCCAAGGGGUAUUACGAGAUCCGCGUCAUGCCUACGUGUUUGA
This is a messenger RNA of Emiliania huxleyi CCMP1516, 531 nucleotides long. RefSeq lists its product as hypothetical. Lineage: Eukaryota; Haptophyta; Isochrysidales; Noelaerhabdaceae. The coding region runs from base 1 to 531 and encodes 176 amino acids. The record is from RefSeq and is a predicted model, not a curated record. The transcript has 4 exons.